Messenger RNA from Dacryopinax primogenitus, 1491 nucleotides. Its product is annotated as armadillo/beta-catenin/plakoglobin. The record is from RefSeq and is a predicted model, not a curated record. The coding region runs from base 1 to 1491 and encodes 496 amino acids. The transcript has 9 exons. Gene Ontology annotation, cellular component: cytoplasm. Lineage: Eukaryota; Fungi; Basidiomycota; Dacrymycetes; Dacrymycetales; Dacrymycetaceae. Gene Ontology annotation, molecular function: ATP binding; kinase activity.
AUGUUGCCCACCACGCAAGGAGCGCCAACUCAUAAGAAUCAUAUCCUCACUUCUCAUGGUCGACCUCCAUGGUACGGACCGGACGGAUUGCCGAUCCAUAAUGCUUUCGUCAUUGGCAUUGCCGGAGGCUCAGCGAGCGGCAAGACCUACGUAGCAGAGAAAAUCAUCCAAUCACUCCAGUCCCUCCCAAGCAUCCUCAUUCUAUCCCAAGACAGCUUCUAUAAAAAGCAUAAUGAACAAGAGCUCGCACUGGCAUUCUCCAACGAGUACGAUUUCGAUCACCCCUCCUCGAUCGAUAUGGAGCUCUUCGCCCAGUGCCUCAAGGACCUGAAAGAAUACAAACAGACUCAUAUACCCAUAUAUUCUUUUGUACAUCAUCAGCGGCUACCAGAGACGAAAUACCUCUACGGCGCUUCAGUAAUCAUAGUCGAGGGGAUAAUGACACUCCUCGAUCCGGCAUUGCGGGACCUCUACGACCUCAAGAUUUUCGUACAGUGUGAUAGUGACCUGAUGCUUGCCCGUCGACUGCGACGCGAUAUCCAACAACGCGGGCGGUCAGUAGACGAUGUCCUGAAGCAGUAUCUACGGUUCGUCAAGCCCGCGUUCGACAACUUUGUCGGCCCGAGUGCCAAGUAUGCGGAUGUUAUCAUACCCGGAGCAGCGAAUACCGUAGCUAUCGACCUGGUGGUGAACCACAUACGCCGGAAACUGGCCGAACGGCACGCGAGUUUCAGAUCGGAGCUGUCUCGCGCCCAGCCGGCGAUCGAGCAGGGUUGGGACGCAGAAGUCUCUAAAUGGCCAGGUGUUGUCCUCCUCCGGCAGACUCCGCAGCUAAAGGGAAUACACACCAUAUUGCGGGACGAGACGACCUCGCGGGAAGACUUUAUCUUCUUCGCUGAUAGGCUCGCGACGCUCGUCGUAGAGUGUGGGAUGGACCUGCUCCCAUAUGUGCCACACAGUGUCCAGACGCCGACGGAUGCGAUCGCCCACGGGCUGAAACUGACCGCCCAUGUGUGCGGGGUGAGCAUCAUCCGCGCAGGCGGUCCCCUACAAGCAGGACUACAGCGUGUGCUCAGGGACGUUCCCCUCGGAGCGCUGUUAAUCCAGUCCGACCCAAGCACGGGCGAGCCACUGCUCCUGCACACCUCCCUCCCCUGCUACAUCCUCCACCGCGAGCAAGCAAAAGACACCUGGGUAUUCCUUCUCGACUCGCAGAUCGGCACAGGCGCAGCAGCGCUAAUGGCCAUCCGUGUUCUGCUGGACCACGGCGUACAAGAAGAACACAUCAUCUUCCUCACCUUUCUCAUCAGCCAGCAAGGCGGGCCCAACGUGCUGAGAAAAGCCUUCCCAGGAGUGAGGAUCGUCACCAGUGCGGUGGACGAACUGCUCCUCAUGGCAUGGAGCGACGUAGACUGGGAGACGGGCGAGAGAAGGAGAGUGUGGAAGAUCGUCCCCGGGAUGGGACAUAUUGGGGAUAGGUACUAUUUAUAG